Molecule: messenger RNA, 966 nt
Organism: Ascochyta rabiei
Lineage: Eukaryota; Fungi; Ascomycota; Dothideomycetes; Pleosporales; Didymellaceae
Exons: 1
Coding region: 1-966 (321 amino acids)
Source: RefSeq, a predicted model, not a curated record
AUGCACGGCAUGGAGAGUAUCGAUGAAACCAUACUAGCAGCUGCAUCAGCCGACUUCAAUAACUUAGACGCAACGUUCGCCACUUCAUAUGCCACGAGCGGGCUAAACCUUGGCAGCUUUGGAGAGAGCUCACCAGUGUCUUCGUUCUGGUCAGGCACCACACGGGCCUCGUCCCCCGAUAUGCCGCCAACAUCCGUCCCUCCGCAAUUCGCCUCGAUUCCAUCGCAUCUCCCCGGUAGCAAACCAAAAUCGUCACCCCUGGAACCUCACACGGCACCGUCAUGGGAGUUCAUGGCUCAGAUGCAGUUGAGUAAGAAAAGUGCUGGAACUGCGAGAAGUCGAAGUCACUCCCGCAAUACGUCUAACUCGUCAACUUCUUUCGCAAGCGACGAUCAGGCCAUGUCCCCUAUACCAGAAGUCGACGACGACUUGAUGCCCUUUGCAACUACCCCGCGUCUACCACGGCAAGGCGUUUUUGCUCCCAGCCCAGCGCCUGCCUCGACACGCUCAAGUCUUACAGAUAAGAGUCGUGCUGCUUCUACUCUACUACUACCAAGUCGAUUUGAGGCCGAGACUCUGACGACUGAAUUCAUGCAGCAUGUCGAGACUCAUUCACCAGAAGUCUACGGCAUGACGCCCACUUCAUUUGCGCAACUCUGCGAGACAGUCUACCCUAACCCCCAGAAAGCUUCCCCUUCGAUGCCUGUCGCUUCCAUGUCGAUGGCCAGAUUCCACGUCUUCCUUGCCAUGGCAGCUGGGAUGAAACUCAGGAUCAGAGAUAGCCUGGAGACUACCAACACCCUUCUCGAUACCUGCUACGAUCUUGCUAUGCAACAAACCGCUGUGUCAACGUUCUGGCAAGAAGAUGGUGGCGUCGAAGCAGCCCAGUUACUCGCAAUUUUUGCGGGCAUUCGCAAAACACGCAUUAUAGAUGCCACGCCCGUGCAAUUCUCUUUUACAUGGUGA